AUGAUGUCGUAUCUCAAGCAACCCCCAUACACAGUGAAUGGGCUGAGCCUCACUACAUCGGGUAUGGAUCUGCUUCACCCUUCAGUCGGCUAUCCCUCUACUCCGCGGAAGCAGCGGCGAGAGAGAACCACAUUUACAAGGGCGCAGCUGGAUGUCUUGGAGGCGCUUUUCGCCAAGACUCGCUAUCCGGAUAUCUUCAUGAGGGAAGAGGUGGCCCUGAAAAUCAACUUGCCCGAAUCUAGAGUGCAGGUAUGGUUCAAAAACCGUCGAGCGAAGUGCCGCCAACAACAGCAACAGCAGCAGAACGGAGGGCAGCAUAAAGUUAGGCCAACGAAGAAGAAGAACUCUCCUGCUCGGGAGCUGGGCUCGGAGAGCGUGGCCAGCGGCCAAUUCACGCCGCCCUCCAGCACCUCGGUAACGGCCAUAUCGAGCAGCACCGCCCCGGUGUCAAUUUGGAGCCCAGCGUCCAUAUCUCCGAUCGCCCCAGAUUGCCUCUCCACGUCCUCGUCCUGCAUGCAGCGUUCCUAUCCCAUGACCUAUACCCAGGCCUCGGGUUAUACGCAGGGAUACGCUGGAUCCACGUCCUACUUUGGGGGAAUGGACUGCGGCUCAUACCUGGCCCCGAUGCACCACCAGCUCCCCGCCCCAGGGACAGCGCUCAGUCCGAUGGGCACAAACGCAGUCACUGCGAGCCAUCUCAACCAGUCUCCGGCCUCCCUCUCUGCCCAAGGCUACCCAACCGGCGGAUUAGGUUUUAAUUCCACCGAUUGCUUGGAUUAUAAAGACCAGACAGCAUCAUGGAAACUCAAUUUCAACGCUGACUGCUUGGAUUACAAAGAUCAAACGUCCUCGUGGAAGUUUCAAGUUUUGUGA
Molecule: messenger RNA, 873 nt
Organism: Mobula hypostoma (lesser devil ray)
Lineage: Eukaryota; Metazoa; Chordata; Chondrichthyes; Myliobatiformes; Myliobatidae
Gene: otx2b
Product: orthodenticle homeobox 2b
Exons: 3
Coding region: 1-873 (290 amino acids)
Biological process (GO): multicellular organism development; regulation of transcription by RNA polymerase II
Cellular component (GO): nucleus
Molecular function (GO): DNA-binding transcription factor activity, RNA polymerase II-specific; RNA polymerase II cis-regulatory region sequence-specific DNA binding
Source: RefSeq, a predicted model, not a curated record